This is a messenger RNA of Lycium ferocissimum, 1157 nucleotides long. RefSeq names its product vacuolar protein-sorting-associated protein 37 homolog 1. The transcript has 7 exons. The coding region runs from base 160 to 858 and encodes 232 amino acids. Lineage: Eukaryota; Viridiplantae; Streptophyta; Magnoliopsida; Solanales; Solanaceae. The record is from RefSeq and is a predicted model, not a curated record. Gene Ontology annotation, biological process: ubiquitin-dependent protein catabolic process via the multivesicular body sorting pathway; protein targeting to vacuole; protein targeting to membrane. Gene Ontology annotation, cellular component: ESCRT I complex.
UAACUAUAAAAAAAAAAAAAAACAAUAUUAGAAAAUAGAAAGGAAAAUGAGUAGCUCUUUCUUUGAAGUCUGAAAGGAAAUCAGUUAAUUGAAAAGCAAUACCGUGUUUAAUUCGAUCAUAAAACGCAUAGCUUGCUUCAUACGUCUCGUACGCAACUUAUGUUCAAAUUUUGGGGUGUCGAAGAGCAACAGGCUCAGCCAAGUCCUCAAGAAGCUAAUAAUGCUUCAUGGUAUUCGUCUUCUGCAGUCAGCUCACCCAGCUCUUCCCGACCUGCAACCCCUAGUUCAAGCUCUUCUAACAGCUUGAAUGUUCAGAGUCCGACAAACAGGCCAAGCUCUUUGUCCCAUGUUUCCCCUGCAGAGGCUGCUGGUAUCAUUGCUGCUUUAAAAAAUAAGAGUGUUGAUGAGCUAAAGAAGCUUCUUUCUGACAAGGAUGCUUAUCGCAACUUCUUACUCUCACUUGAGGCUGUCAAGACUCAGAAUAAUGUCAGGGAUGAACUUCGGAAUGAAACUCUGCAGCUUGCUAGGAAGAAUUUAGAAAAAGAACCCCAGAUAAGGGAGCUUAGGAAUCAGUGCAGAAUCAUCCGCACAUCUGAACUGGCUGCUGCUCAAGAAAAAGUGCAUGAGCUGGAAAGGAGAAAAGAACAGCUUCUAAAGUUGUACUCUCCUGUAUCACUUCUCCAUCAGCUACAAGAUGCCAUGAAGAAAACGGAGGAGGAAUCUGAAGCCCUUCUUGGCCAGCUCCUUGAUCGAGAAAUUGAUCUUACAACAUUUGUACAGAAGUCCAAAAAACUGACAUCCAGUUACCACAAACGUUCCCUCACACAUCUUGCUGCUAAGGCAUCUUUAGCUGCUUGACUGGUGCUUGAUUGAUGUAUAAACAUUAGAAUUUUGGCUGCUUCUUGCUGAGACCGUCUGUGUAAAUAUUCUUCAGGUGUGAUUUCGGGAUCAAUUUCAGACUGACUGCAACUCUUUGUGAGGGACAUAUCGAAUUAAAUGUUGUAGAAAUAUCAGUCGCACUUGCCAUCCUUCCACUAUAGUAUAGUCAUGCUUUCAUAUGCCCGAUGUUUACUCAUGCCUCAUUUGGUGUUAUAAUUCAUGUACUAGAAAAAGGAAGAUUUAUGGUUUAGUCUUUGCUACUCAGUUUAGAGGCGUGA